Zootermopsis nevadensis is the source of this 2120-nucleotide messenger RNA. RefSeq names its product Ataxin 1 (gene Atx-1). NCBI's taxonomy places the organism in Eukaryota, Metazoa, Arthropoda, Insecta, Blattodea, Termopsidae. The record is from RefSeq and is a predicted model, not a curated record. Gene Ontology annotation, biological process: regulation of DNA-templated transcription. Gene Ontology annotation, molecular function: RNA binding; protein binding.
AGAGGAAUGCGGUCCGAUAGUGUACUCCGUACCCGCGCGCGGCGCUGAUGGUGCUACACUUGAAGCUCUAUUCGCCCCCUCCCGGCCCACAGUCUGUUCGUGGCAGCAGUAGUAGUAGUAGUGACGUCACCGGGAGAUGCUGCCUCUCAAGGCCAGCCCAUGAUUUCGGCGAGCGUGGCGGUGGAGGGUGGCCACGGGGUGUCUCAAAGGGCUGGCGGAACAAUGACGUUCGUGGAGCCCUUCCUGCUCAGCAACAAGGCUUCUCCAGAGUUUCUGCGUCCUCUGCCCAAGCCAGCACCCCUCGUGGCCCCGCGCUACAACGGGUCAGUCCAGCCACUCAACGGAUGUCGUGCUCCUCCCGCCCGCAAGUUUCCGCUCCAGCCUGACACGGGGGCAGUGAACCUCGUCAGCAAGGAGGAAGAGGACUGUCCGUACCGGGGCUUGUACCCUCCGACCCCCAGCUACCACUACCCAGGAGGGCCGUACGGUGCACUGUAUCCGGGGCACUACACCCCACUGCUGCCGCCUUACAGCCCCUUACAGCCGCCAUGCAGUCCCCCUGUGAAGCCAGGCCAAUCGCUGCUGCGGCCUGGCAAGGAGGGAUCCCUGAAGCACCGGAUUCUGGCUCGUCCCCCUGAGAUCCCUAAACGGCGCUCGGUAGCCCUCCAAAAUACGAACUUCACAAAGGGGUCGCUGAUACAGUUGGCCAGCGGUGAACUUCGGCGAGUGGAGGAUAUGCGGACAGAGGACUUCGUGAGCUCCGCGGAGAAGAGCCCGGCUCUGCGACUGGAUCCCAGUACCGUAGUGCGGAUACAGGAGGGGUCCGGGGGCACGGCUCGACUCACCCUGAGCUACGGCGAACAUAACACUCAGGUUGAGUUCGAAUCAGCCCUGGAACACCCGUUCUUUGUCAUCAACCAAGGAUGGGCUUCCUGCUACCCGGAGCGAACACUUCAGUGUUACGGACUCAGGUGUCAUCGUCUGCAAGUGGGUGAUGUGUGUGUAUCCCUGACACCGCGGACUAAGAGCACAAAAAGGGCAGGGAACCCCCGUAAGCGACGCUGGUCUGCCCCUGAUCAGUUCUGUAAUGAAGACGAUGAGAUGCCCCCAGCGUCUGUUUCUAUGAAAAGGAAGAAGGACUGACGUUAUGUCGCUACCUCAAAGCUGUGUUCCUAUGUGACGUAGAGCGUCACUGUGUAGGAGACCCGUCAUCAUCUGCCGGUGAGCUGCUCCUUCCAAUGUCCAGCUGUAGAAUGACGCACUGGUGUAUUGCUGCUGCACUAGGUCUGCAGGCUGUGCGUCACACUGGUAAGGCACUCUGUCCAUUGUAGUUACUCAUUGGUGAGUCCAUCUUUAGUCUACAGGUUGUGUGACUCAUGGGUGGAUCACUUUAACUUUUGUGUUGUGGAGUGGCACACUGGUGGGUCAUCCCACCCUCCUACAUGCAGGUUAUGUCACUCGGGUGAGUUUCUCCACCCCACAUACAGAUAUGGCUGAAUCCACAUGCACACCACACUGGUAUGAACUCGGUAUCAAAAUCAGUGAGAUUGAAACAUUCUGUAUGUUUGUAGCUGUGAAUUACAUGUGCUAAGAAAAGAUCUUAUUGACAUGUGCAGUUAUCACACUAUUUCUAUGCUUCUUCUUUCUACAGCGCAUGUUAUGUAGCAUCAAAAUGAUGGAUAAUUGUGAAUGAAGAUUAUGUUCUAUUUUGAGGUAUUCUCCUAACAUUUGCAUGAAGUGGCUGAACUGGUACACCCACAUAUACCCUUGCAAGUGAAUCCAUCAUAUCUGGCCCAUUGAAAACAUCAACUGGUAGCUGUGCAUAUUAAUGAGGUAGAACGGGGUUCAAGGUUACUGGAUGGUUAAGGAACAGAUAUAACACACACAUUGACCCGCUCCUGUUAUGUGUCAUUAGUCAUAAUCAGCCUGCAAGCUCUGUAAGUCUUGUCAUUGUUUCUUAAAUUCUUAUUGAUAAAAAAAGGAAAGGAAUGGAGACCCACAUAUAUAUAAUACACAUAAUUGGCAACUUUAGCCCACUGAUAGAUGCAUUUUUACAAGAGCACUGUUCAGUUGCAGACAAUGUAUUUUGGUUUAAAAAUAUACAUGUAAAUGAAAUAAUG